AUGGCGAUGGAUAAACGUAACGAGUUAUCCGAAGCCAUUCAAAGAGGAAUCAAGCCCCAGGGCUUAUCCGACAACUUACAAAGUCGAGCAGACGAACUCGUCAAAGCCGAGCCCGUCCCGUCAUGCCUACGAGCUAGGACGAUCCAUGUCAUAUCUGAAGGACCGGAGGCGUACAACGUGAACCACACCACUAUUCAGGAAAACGCCCGCGUUGUAUGGGGCAACUCCGAGAGGAUCAAAUUAGAGUAUCCCGAAACCAAUGAAAUAACUAUCAUCGACGAAGAACGAGAGGGAGUCUUGGUGCCACACCACGAUGCCCUCAUCAUUUCCGGCAGCUCCAGUAAUAUCAUCUUCCAGACCGCAUACCAAGGUCUGGGGCUGGAGGAGAAAGCCCCAAUACGAAAAGCAAUCUCCCUUGUCAGAUUCAGCAGGGAGGUCAAGGAAACGACAGGGGAGGUUGUCCUCCCUGUCCAUGCUGAAGAGGUCAGCCUAUCUACUAGGCUCCUGGUAGUCAGCUGUCACUCCCCCUACAACGUGAUCUUGGGCCGAGCGUGGAUUCCUGGAAUGGGGGCAGUUCCCUCGACUCUCCAUCAGACGAUAAAAUUUCCAACUCCUUGGGGUGUUAGGGGGAUUCGAGGAGAUCAGGAGACUACCCACCGCUGCUACCAAGUCGCUCUGAAGAAACAAAUCGAGGCCGCACCGCCCCCGCAAAUCAAGUCCCAAGUUCCGCACACAGAGGAACCAGAAGUCAAGGAUAUGGAUGACGUGCCACUAGUCGAAGGCAUUUCAACUCGUAACCUCAAGAUCGGCUCCAAGCUCCCCGAGGGAUUAAGAAGAAGGCUAGUAGAUUUUCUCAGGUCCAAUUCCGAUUGCUUCGCGUGGUCCCAUUCGGACAUGCCCGGGAUCGACCCCGAGAUCAUUAUGCAUCAGCUACAGGUGGAUCCCUCUCACCAGCCUACAAGACAGAAGCGAAGAAAGUUCGCUCCAGAAAGAGACAUUAUAAUCAACGAAGAGGUAAGGAACCUAUUAGAAGCAAAGUUCAUCCGAGAGGUGCAGUACCCAGAGUGGCUAGCCAACGUGGUUGUGGUCAAGAAGAAGAACGGAAAAUGGCGGGUCUGCAUCGAUUUGACAGACCUCAACAAGUCCUGCCGAAAGGACCCUUUCCCUCUGCCGCACAUCGAUAAGCUUGUCGAUGCUAUGGCUGGACACCAGCUAAUGAGCUUCAUGGAUGCUUUCUCCGGCUACAACCAAAUACUCAUGAAGCCUGAAGAUCAAGAGAAAACCUCCUUCAUGACGUCUCAGGGGAUCUACUGCUACAAGGUCAUGCCCUUUGGCCUGAAGAACGCAGGAUCGACAUAUCAGAGGUUGGUAAACAUGAUGUUCACGGAUCAAAUAGGAGAAACUAUGGAGGUCUACAUUGACGACAUGCUGGUGAAAUCCCUAGAGGCGGAGAACCAUAUCUCGCACCUGCAACAGGCCUUUUCUACCCUCCGUAAAUACAAUAUGAAGCUCAACCCAGCUAAAUGCUCCUUCGGCGACAGCUCUGGAAAAUUCUUAGGGUACAUUGUGACCCACCGGGGCAUCGAAGCUAAUCCAGACCAGAUCAGAGCUAUCCAUUCAAUUCCUUCCCCGAGGAGCGUAAAAGAAGUCCAGAAGCUAACUGGCAGAAUGGCGGCUUUAAGCAGAUUCAUCUCUAGGCUCUCUGAUAAGUCCCACACCUUCUUCGAAACCCUCAAGAGGCCAAAGGAUUUUGAAUGGACCGAGAAGUGCGAAUCGGCUCUACAAGAGUUCAAGGAUUAUCUUACUACUCCCCUUCUCUUAUCAAAACCCUUGCUUGGCGAAGUCUUACUACUAUACCUCACUGUCUCAGAGCAUGCAGUUAGUGCCGUCUUGGUUCGAGAAGAGGAAACCAAGUAA
Brassica napus (rape) is the source of this 1917-nucleotide messenger RNA. RefSeq lists its product as uncharacterized. NCBI's taxonomy places the organism in Eukaryota, Viridiplantae, Streptophyta, Magnoliopsida, Brassicales, Brassicaceae. The coding region runs from base 1 to 1917 and encodes 638 amino acids. The record is from RefSeq and is a predicted model, not a curated record. The transcript has 2 exons.